ACUUCAAGCUCUAUGUGAUUCGACAGCAUGCUCUGAUGGAAUUUCUACUAAAUAAAUAUUUCGGUGUUUGGGCGGCGCCCCUGUGACCCUUUGCGUACUAAAUAUUAGGUAACAAACAUUGAGUAAUGCUUAAGAGAAAAUGCUGAUUUUAAAAAAAUGUUUUCGGACAGAUAGCCAUGUCACGUUAGCAUUUAGCUUAACUCUUGAGACGGGGAAACUCCUAACUUAGUUCAGUCUCAAUUCACUCAGGAGUCAGGAAAACGACCGGUGGGAUUUGGUUGGCGCUCCUUAUCACAUGCAGAAUAACUGUAGUUGUUUAUUUCUCACACAUGUUUUGUAUUAGUGUGCGGACCUCGGGGUGGCAAUGUGUUAACUCGGACAGGUUAACUGGACUUUUAAUAAACAUCUGUCCGAAGGUCGACAGCCUCAACGCGACAGCUCCACUGAGGCAGAUAAGGUUUUAUCAGGUCACACCAACAAACCAGCCUGACAAUAUGACCACUAGGAGCUGACUACGACCGAGCAGGGACUGGUGUGAGAUAAACUAGGACAAUAUUUACCACAAUGGGGAGUCAGAGAAACAGCUUGAAGAAGGAAAGCUUUAUUUUGUCUGUGGACGUAGGGACCACAUCGAUCAAAUGUCACGUCUAUGACAAGGAGGCAAAAAUCCGAGGAUCAUGCAGAAUCAAGGUUCAGCCCUUAUAUCCAGAGGUGGGACAUGUGGAGAUGGACCCUGAUGCCCUAUGGAGAGGGUUUAUCACUGUGGUCACAGGAGCUGUACAAGAUGCAGGGGUGCAGAUGCGUCAGAUGGAAGCCCUCGGCAUCUCCACCCAACGAGGAACUUUCACAACAUGGCACAGGAAAACUGGGGUUCCUUUCCACAACUUCAUCACCUGGCAGGAUCAGAGGGCUGCUGACCUGGUGAGGUCCUGGAACAGGUCCUGCACCAUGAAAGCAAUACAUGGCGUGAUGAAGGUGCUUUACUUUCUGACCAGACAGAAGAGGUCACUGGCUGCCAGUCUGAUUGUUUUCUCCACUCAACACGUCACCUUUCGCCUUGUGUGGGCUCUAACACACUACAAGCAGGUUCGUCAGGCCGUAACUGAAGGAAACUGCUGCUUUGGAACAAUCGAUACCUGGCUGCUGUUCAAACUCACUAAAGGACGUGUCCAUGCCACAGAUUUCUCUAACGCCAGUUCAACAGGAAUUUUUGACUCGUACCAGAUGUGUUGGAGUGGAUUUCUUAGCUCUCUUGUUUCUCUGCCUCUCUCAAUUUUUCCCAAAGUAGAAAACACGGGACAUGACUUUGGCUCCACUGACCCUUCCAUCUUUGGCGUGUCCAUCCCCAUCAUGUCUGUGAUGGCUGACCAGCAGGCAGCCAUGUUUGGGGAGUGCUGCUUUGACGUUGGUGAUGUUAAGAUCACAAUGGGAACAGGAACGUUCAUGGACAUAAACACAGGGAGCAAACCACACACAUCUGUAGGAGGUCUGUAUCCUCUGGUUGGCUGGAAGAUCGGCUCAGAGGUGGUGUACCUGGCUGAGGGAAACUCAGCUGACACGGGCACGGCGAUUAAAUGGGCUCAGGAGCUGGAGCUCUUCUCUGACGUCCAGGGGACCAGUGCCAUGGCAUACAGCGUCAGUGACUCAGAUGGAGUCUGUUUUGUUCCUUCCUUCAGUGGCCUGCAGGCUCCUCUGAAUGACCCCAAAGCCUGUGCCUCCCUCAUGGGUCUUAAACCAUCAACCACCAAAUGCCACCUGGUCCGAGCCAUCCUAGAGUCUAUCGCCUUCAGAAACAAGCAGCUGUACGAGCUGAUGCUUAGAGAAACUCACAUUCCCAUCACAAAGAUCAGGGUGGAUGGAGGAGUUUCCUCCAACGACUUUGUCAUGCAGCUGACUGCAGACCUGUUCAGCAGAAAGCUGGCCAGACCCGAGCACCAUGACAUGUCAUGUUUAGGGGCCGCGUUUGUCGCUGGACUUGAAGUUGGUUUCUGGAAGACCAGAGAGGAGCUGAAGAAGCUGCAGAACACUGACAAGGUGUUCCUCCCCCGAGGAGAACCCCAACUGUCUCAACCUGCAGGAGGCCCAAAUCGGGAAUACCUCCCUGUCCUCCAGAGCUGGGAGAGAGCUCUCAAACGCUCCAUGAACUGGUACAACAAGACUUAAAACUGGGCAUGCACUGUUAGGAAGAUCCAGGGUUUUAACAGGGUGAGAGGUUUUGGCACAAGCUCUGAAUACAUGUGAUAGCAGACUUUUUACAAAGGCUUUACUUGAGUUAAAAAAGAAUAUCAAAGGUCCAUUCAGGUUUGACUGCUGUCAGCCACCUUCACUUGGGGUCUUUUACAUUUACAUCAAUGUCUUCAUGUUUAUUUGUUGUAUUUCUCAAUCAAUUAUACCUCUGUUUUUUACAGUAUUUUAUCAGAAUGAAUACUCUGCACAACUUUCCACAUGGGGGCGCUAAGGACUGUUUGUACAGGUUUUUAAUUUAUGACCUCUCCCAUAGCAACCACAUGCCACAUGCUAAUAAGAGAACAGUCAAAUCAGUGAUAUCACAUUCAGACGGAUCCUCUGUGAGGAAAAUAAAGACCGAGCUUAAGCCUUCAUGACACCUCAAGAAUUAAACUAGGAAGCUGUGAUAUUAAAACUAAGUCACUGUAAUUCUUUUCUGUCGUAUGAACCUCUUAUAUUUGAUCUAACAGUGUUUAGAAGAAAAUAUGAUCCUUCAUGGUGUCUGUUUAUAGUUUAACACAGCACUUAAACGCACAUUUAGAGUUAACAUAAUCACAAUUUGGUGAUUUUUGCAAUGGAACAAACAUCCUAAAUACAGGAAACCAACUGGAUUUGAGUGCUUCUGCACCUGGCUCUCUUCUACUGUGAUGUAUCACACAUCCCUGUCAGUGAGAACUACAAAAUAAGCUUUGUGAAAGAGGACUGUGAUAGGACUUUUGGUAAUACUUUAUUUAAGUAGGCUCUAAUGAACAAGUAAUAACCUAGUCAUUUUAGAGUAAUUCAUAUUAAUUUCAAGAAUAAGGUGGAAAAUAAUAACCUAGCAAAAACUUGGAAUGUUACCUAGUAAUAAUUUGAAAAUAUGGCAGUAUUAAAGGAGUAUUUACCUUGGGUUAAUGUAUUGAUUAUCACAUAAUUUCUUUUAAUUUUUAGGUCAUUUUUUAAUACAUUCCUUGACAAUUCACAAGUCAUUUUUAGGUAAGUUCUGCAUAACAGCCCGCUAAAUUAAAGUGAGCCCUUCCUCCAUAAUUCUCAAGUAUUUUCCAUUUAAUUAAAAAAAAACCUGUCCUUGUGUUAAGUUCCAUUUAAGGCACAAUGGUAACCCAUCUAUGCCUCUUACCUCUAUAACACAUUUUUAACAUAUUAAAAGUAUACUUUCAAUGUUUUGUAACACACCUAUAACAUAACUAUAGUUGAGUCAGGAACACUCUCCUCAUACAUUUAACCAUUUUAUUGCAAAAUGAAUAUACAGUUUUACUUGGUCUAGAAGGCUCUGCUCAAAAUAUGAUCCAUGGGUUAGUCAAGCAGCAUGCUUUGACUUUCCAGAGAGUGCAUGGCUGGAAACCCCUGGUCUUUAAUGAAAACAAUAAAAUUAAUUCAAAAGCCAAAUCCAUCGUAGCAUGAAUCUGAAUAUGAGAGUCAAAAGCUUUAUGCUAUAAAGGAGGAGGCUGGGAUGGAGGAGGUUGAGCUUUGCCAGCUGCAGCAGCAGAAUUACUGCAGGCAGGGAUUUGUGAGAUGAGAAUCAUAUUUAAAUUCAAGAGGUGUGAUCAGCUGUGGGAGCUGGGAGGUAAUAAUUAAGAUCAGCUGAUCAUCAUCUGAUCACGGCUGGGUGUAUGACUACUGUUUCUUGCAUGAAUUAAUGAAAGCUUCAUUUAUAAGCACUCUUGACUAUUAAUCAUGCCUCUUUACAGUAACAUCAGUGUCUGUAUAAUUUUUAAACAUACUUAAAAUGUGUUAUAUUGUGCAUAUAGUUAUAAGUAUAUAUAAAUAUUCAAAAUGCUUACCUACAAAUGACUUGUGCAUCAUGAAGGAAUGUAUUCAGAAAUUACCUUGAAAUUUUAACGCGAAGCAUUAAGAAACAACCAAAAAAAUAUGGGGAAUUGAGGGAAGGACUCACUUUAAUUAAGUGGCUGAUAUGCAGAAAGUACCAAAAAUAUUUGCUUAUGAAAUACAAAUUUAAGUAAUGAAUAAAGUUAUUACCUAAAAGUUAGCUGAAACUUAAUAAGGAAGGACUCACUUUAAUUUAGUGGGCAAAAAUAAAGAAAUGUUUUGGGAAUUAUCAAGCAACUUGUAAGGAAAAACUGUCAGCUUUUUUAAGAAAUGAUUUGUUUAAAUGCCACCUAAUUACCAUGAUAUUAAAAGGAAUUACUUGACUAUUAAUGAAUUAUUACUAGGUACAUACUCCUUUAAUAUUACAGUAUUUCAAAAUAAUUACUUGGUAAUAUUCCAAGUUAUAACUAGGUAAUCACCACCUUAUUCUUGAGACAUUACAAAUUAUUGAUGAUCAUUAUUAUAAAAUAGUUACGUAAUUACUAAAAAAAAAAAAAAACUAGGUACCAGCUAAUUAGUUUCAGCUUUUAAAAAGUGUUACCAACUUUUUAUUGGAUCAUUUGGUCAAACUGAGGAUCUUUUCUAAAAAGUUUGUUUGCUGUAACAGCUUUUAUAAAUUCAUGAUGUCUUCAAAAUUUGCAAUGAUAUCAUUUCAAUGUGUGCAUGUUUACAUGAACUAAUGCAUUGUUUAAAAGCAAGAUGGUCAGGAAAAUAACUGUGGACUGAACUUGCCCUGAAAAAAUGCUUAUAUUGGAUUAUAUGUGAUUUGUGCAGAGUCAAAUCUGACUUGUUAGUGUGUGGUUAUGAUUGCAUCUCAUGAUGAUGUCAUUUUGACUAAAAAUUGCCUGUUUUUUUGCCUUGUUUUGAUAAAAUGUUGAAAAAUUACUAGGGAAAUGUAGCUGUUCUAGGUGUGGUCUUCCUGCUGUUAAAUAUCUCUGUCUUAAUGAUAUAAUAUUUUUCUACAUCUAAAAGGUUUGUUAUGCAAAGUGUAUUUGUGAAUAAUGCAUCAGUUAACACCUCAGCACUGGUUUUGAACACUUUGUAAAUCAUUCAGUUUUUGAAUGGCAAAUGUUAUCCCGAGCUGCUGGGAAAUAUGAGAACAUUUAUAAUUUUGUUAGCAGACCGAAUGAAUACGAUCCACUUUGUCUGACUUGGGUAUUAAAAACAUGAUUGAUCA
Molecule: messenger RNA, 5230 nt
Organism: Cheilinus undulatus (humphead wrasse)
Lineage: Eukaryota; Metazoa; Chordata; Actinopteri; Labriformes; Labridae
Gene: gk5
Product: glycerol kinase 5
Exons: 16
Coding region: 565-2163 (532 amino acids)
Biological process (GO): glycerol metabolic process; triglyceride metabolic process; glycerol-3-phosphate biosynthetic process
Cellular component (GO): mitochondrion
Molecular function (GO): glycerol kinase activity
Source: RefSeq, a predicted model, not a curated record